GCCUCGUGGCAGAAACUGCGUGUACGCUGGCUUCCUUCAGCUGCAUAUGUGAUUACUAGUCCUACAGUGGAGCGACUGAUAGGGCGGCACAGCGGCGGAAAAUAUUGGGGUUUAGUGCCGCUGCGAAAUGGCUGGGCAGCAGUUUCAGUACGACGACAGUGGCAACACUUUUUUCUAUUUCCUCACGUCUUUUGUGGGACUAAUAGUUAUCCCAGCCACCUAUUACCUCUGGCCUCGGGAUCAGAAUGCGGAGCAAUUACGGUUGAAGUCUUUACGAAGAGUUCAUGGAAGAUGUCUGUGGUAUCGCCUUCGGCUUAUGAAAUCACAGCAGAGCAUCGUUCCAACAAUAAAAAAAGCAGCCCUGUUGUUUGGGUGGGCAGUAUUUCUUCUCCUGGCUUAUAAGGUGUCUAAAUUAGAUCGAGAGUACCAGGAAUAUAACCCCUAUGAGGUCCUCAACCUGGAAGCAGGGGCAUCUGUCGCUGAGAUUAAGAAGCAGUACAGAGUGCUGUCUCUAAAACACCAUCCUGAUAAAGGAGGAGAUGAGGCCACGUUCAUGAAGCUUGCUAAAGCUUACUCAGCAUUGACUAAUGAGGAAUCACGGAGGAACUGGGAGACUUACGGCAACCCUGAUGGCCCCAGAGUCACAAGUUUUGGAAUCGCUCUUCCUGCGUGGAUUGUCGACCAGAAAAAUUCUAUGCUGGUGCUGCUGGUCUAUGGAUUAGCUUUUAUGGUCAUACUUCCUGUGGUUGUGGGUACGUGGUGGUACCGUUCCAUACGCUACAGUGGUGAUCAGAUCCUGAUCAACACAACCCAGCUUUUCAUGCACUUUAUGUACAAAACACCUACGAUGAACAUGAAACGAUUGGGAAUGGUGUUGACAGCAGCGUUUGAGUUUGAUCCUCGUAGCAACAAAGAAGCUAUUAUAAGACCAACAGACAACAUAGAAGUUCCCCAGUUGAUUCGGGAGCUGGGAAACAUUAAUGUUAAGAAGAAGGAGCCUCCAUUUUGCUAUCCAUACAGUCUUAAGGCACGAGUCUUAUUACUUACACACCUUGCUAGGAUGGAGGUUUCUGAGAAUAUAGAGGAGGAUCAAAGGUUUGUAAUGAAGAAGUGUCCUGCCUUACUACAGGAAAUGAUCAAUGUUGGCUGUCAACUUACCAUGAUGGCAACCAGUAGAGGAGGCCUUCGGGCUCCCAGGCUGACAUCCAUAGAGAACUGCAUGAAGCUCUCUCAGAUGGUGGUUCAGGGUCUACAGGAGGCCAAGUCUCCUCUCUUGCAGUUGCCUCAUUUUGAAGAGGAGCAUCUCCGAUACUGCAUCUCUAAAAAGUAUAAGGUGCGGACGCUGCAGGAUCUGGUGAGCCUUAAGGACUCUGACAGAAGGAACAUGUUGAGGUUCCUCGGAGAGGAGAAAUAUGAUGAGGUCAUGGCUGUCCUCGGCAGCUUCCCUUACCUCCACAUGGAAAGCAAACUUCAAGUGCUGGAUGAUGAAGACAGCCAUAACAUCACGGCAGGCUCCAUCGUCACUGUUACAGUCACCUUGACGAGGAAGAGGAUGUCUGAGAUGUUCGAGAAGGAGGAGACCCCACAGUUGCCUGCAGAAGAAGCUAAUACAGAGGAGCAAGGUGAUGCCAAAAACAAAGUAAAAGUUUGGCAAAACAAGAAUAAAGGAGCUAAAAAAUCAGCCAAGUCCAAAAAGAAAAAACUGACGAAGAAGAAACCAGUCACACAACCGCAAGUAAAGGGAGACAAGACCAAACAGGCCAAUGGCAAUGUGGCAGGAAAUGAAGUUGUUGCUGCUUCAAAAGAGGAAGAGGAGGAACUCUCUGAUAAAGGCAGCGAAUCGGACGAGCCAGAGGGAAACAAGGACUCGCCCAGUGAAAGAGACGAGGAGAGUGACAAGCAGAGUGACACUGAGGGGGAUGAGAUAGCGGGAGAUGAUGAGGAGGAAUGGGAGGCCCUGCAACAGAGCAUUCAACGCCGAGAGAGGGCGUUACUGGAGACCAAGUCAAAAAUCACACAUCCUGUCUACAGCUUGUACUUCCCUGAAGAGAAGCAGGAGUGGUGGUGGCUCUAUAUCGCUGAUAGGAAGGAGCAGACGCUAGUGUCUAUGCCCAACCAUGUGUGCACGCUCAGAGAUACAGAGGAGGUUGAACUGAAAUUCCCCGCUCCGUCCAAAACUGGAAACUAUCAAUAUUCUGUGAUCCUCAGAUCAGAUUCUUACAUGGGAUUAGAUCAGAUCAAGCCGCUUAAGCUGGAGGUUCAUGAAGCCAAGGCUAUAAUGGAUAACCACCCACAGUGGGAUAUCCCAGAAACUGAGGAAGAGGAGGAUGACCAAGAGGACAGUGAUGGUAUUGAAGAGUCUGAGGAAGAUGACGAAGACAACGACUAAAUCAGUCAAUUCAUAUAAACUUGAGCACAGCUCAGACACCCAUGUGCCCACUUAUAUACACACACACACACACACGCACAUACAUGUAUAGCCCCAGACCUUUGACGUCUUUUGUGUCUUCUUCUGGGUCUCCACACGCAGGAGGAUGCUGAUGCCCCAUGUUCCUGUUUAAAACACACGAAUCACAGAUCUGUCUGAACCUCUUCAUUGAAUCAUAAGACUUGAGGAACUAUUGCUUAUUUUUCCCCACAUUCAUCCGGUCAUUAUCAGUGGGUUGUCAGAAUGGUUGUUUGUGGGGUCCAGCCGUGUCUCAGAUUUCUCACCAUUUCACAAAAGGUGUUUGACCAACCAACACGUCAAAAAAUAAAAACCAGGUUAGAGCUGAAAAAUCGCACACCUCACGACUGUCAUUUUUCAGUGUCUGAUGAUACUUCAAGGGUAUUUUCUACCUUAUUUUGUAGUUUUGUGUAGAUUAGAGUUCAGAUUUACCAGGUGUUUCCACUUUUUAUGAGGCUGCUGUGUGAAGUAUAAUCUGGAGUGAACCACAUAUGGCGCUUUUCCAUUGGAUAGUUCGGUUCGUACAGCUCACUUUUGGAGGUUUUAAGUUAACUUCCACUUGUACCUAUUAUUUUUUUAUAUGUGCACCACCAAGCAAACCAAGUAAUGUCAUCAUCUGUGCUUUGUUGUACAAAUAUUCAAACUCCCUUUUAGCGGUGAAAAACAUCCGUAUGCUGAGAAUCAAAACACCAUUCCAUUGAUGAUUGAACACCAUUCCAACUCCUGUGUUGUGCAUUUGUUUGUAUCGCUUUUAUCCCAUAAUCCCAUCCACUCUAAAGCGGCACUAAACUGCAAUGGAAAAGCAAACCGAGCCAAAGUAAAGCUAGCCUAUCCCAGCGGUACCGAGCCACGUCGUACCACACAAUGGAAAAGCGCCAAUAGACACGUGUGUAUGUACCGAGCUUUAGCGAAAAUGGGGUAUGGGGCUGCUGUGGCUUGCUUUUCAGUUUGUCUCUGUUCAUGAAUUCUGGAAGUAUUUACAUUUAUGCAUUCGGUAGACUUUUAUAAGCAUACGUGUUCCCUGUGUUUCAAACCCACAACUUUGGCGCUGCUAAUGUAAUGCUCAUACAGUUGAGCUACAGGAACACUAUUGAAGUGCUACCGUGUUGCGAAUCACCAUCCAGCUUCUUGUCACAAAUGCAGGUUUUGAGCUUUGCUAAAUAAUGACUGCAGACAUUUCACAUCUUCAGCUUAGUCUGAUUUAACUCCUUAAGCUAGAAGUGCUAUCCUGCUGUUCCACGCAUAACCGGAUAAAUAUCAUGCUGCUUUCACAGCACAAUAUAACCACAUGGCCUGAGUUCAUUUUGAUUCUUUUCAGUCACCCUCCCAUGCCAUUUAUUUAUCCAGUUUUUUUUUAUUGGAAAUCCCCACUGCAACAGUUACAAAGACACAUUGUUUGUAGCAUGAAUGUAGUACAUGCCUUUUUAGCAAUUACACGAAUUUGUUCCUCUGGCCGUAGGCCGAAAAGGUGAAAAUUUUACCCAAAAAAUUAUAAUGGAUAUGGGACAAAUGCAUCUAUAUUGUUUCACGGUUUCCCUGGAAUUGUACGCCACAUAGUUAAGUUGUGUAUUUUUUUUUUAAUAUAGGCUAUAUAUUAGUCUUACAUUCCACUUUCAAUGCAAACUAAAAGUUUUUUCACUGUCACAUUUUUAAGUGGCCACAAUAAAGCGCCAACAUCUUUUGAAUUUGGUUUGUAAAACAAUUACAUCAAUAUGAGUUAAGGGAAUAAUUAGGGUUCGGGUUUAUCUUAAAAGUCUCACUUUAUUUUUGUGGGGUGAAAGGUGGCAGUAUGGGUCAAAAAUGUAAAAAAAAAAAAAAUCACCCAAUUUGUUAUGUUCCUUUGCACAGAUAAAAGGUCUGUUUAAGGCGAUGAAGUAGUGACUGUGAAAAGUCUUAGUCUGUACUAUUCUUUCUUCAAGCAGAUGGGUUAACCAGUGAACAUAUUUGAAAUGUAUGUUGUUGAUUUUUACAUAUGCUGUUAAUCACAGGAAAUUGAAUUUACUUGUUUUUUUGUCAGUAGUUAAUUCAUGUAUUUUAUAGGUCUAUUUGGGAAACUUUAAAGUUUUAAUAGAAAUUUAAUAUUAUUUUACCUUUCCCCCUCUUUCAUUAUUAUAAACCUAAUGCAUUUCUUGGUAAUAGAGGAAAAGUGUCAUAUUCUGGCUGCAUGUAUCACACUCAUUCACAACCAGUUUUAUAAAAUGGUAAAGGUUUUACAGAUAAAUAGACAUUUUAGUAUUAUAGCUCCAAAAUAAAGAAUGUAGCCUCAGAAUUUAUGCUGUGACUCCAGUGCACAGAAAAAGAGAAAUCAAGUCUUCACGUACAAAAAACCUCACUGGCCAGAAAAAAGGGUGAAUUGCCUAGUAAACAGUAUCUGCCACUUUUGUUUACAAGAAAACUGUCAUUGUAAAUGGAAAAUAUAUAUUAUUUGUAUUUAAAUUUUUCGAAUAAAAUAACUUUUCAAAAGA
This is a messenger RNA of Paramisgurnus dabryanus, 4911 nucleotides long. RefSeq names its product SEC63 homolog, protein translocation regulator (gene sec63). Gene Ontology annotation, molecular function: RNA binding; transmembrane protein transporter activity. Lineage: Eukaryota; Metazoa; Chordata; Actinopteri; Cypriniformes; Cobitidae. Gene Ontology annotation, biological process: post-translational protein targeting to endoplasmic reticulum membrane; SRP-dependent cotranslational protein targeting to membrane. Gene Ontology annotation, cellular component: Sec62/Sec63 complex. The record is from RefSeq and is a predicted model, not a curated record.